AUGUCAUUAAAUGAAGUACCCCAAAAUAACGGCCAGGGACUUCGAAAAGUGAAUGGUCGUCCCAAAAUUGUCGUACCUGAAGGAUCGCCCUCUCGAAAUAGUGAUAGUGCCUCUUUUACACUAGAAGGAGAUACCUCCCUUAACGAUGACCUACUAAGUAUAUCCGGUAGUGUUACGCCAAGAGCGAGGAGAUCUUCGAGAAUGAGUCUUGAUUCUAUAACACCACGAAGAAGUUUUGACUCCAGGACCCUAUCUGUUGCAAAUAGUAGAUCAUUUGGAUUUGAAAAUGAAACACAUAGUGGAUCCAUGGAUUUUUCACCACUAGGGAACAACUCUAUCUAUGAAAUUGUCAUGAACACAAGAAGGAAAAACUGGCUUAACUAUCCGACUGUUGCUGAUAUUCCACAGGUUAGUCUGAGCAAAAACGACUUAGAUGACCAUUGGAAAACGCAUGUAAGAGAAUAUGUCGAAAACAUCAAAAGUGAAUAUCAAAUAUUUCAAAGCACAAACAAUAUCAGAAACAUGAAUCAAACUGAACAACUAAAAGAACUUCGAGACGGCGAAAAUAUGAACGAGGAGCUGUUUGAAGAGAAUAUCAAGCAAGGUGACCCUGGACUAAUAAGCAGUGUACCUAAUUUUUACUUUUCAGACGAUUUUCAAUUAGAUAACCCUCGAACCUUUCAUAAGGUAUUAGAUGCAAUUGAUUUGUUUUUAACAAAACCAGACAUGAAAGUGCAAACACGAAGGGACGAGGCCUUUUUUGAAUUAAGAGACAAACUAACCGAUUACUUGGAUAUUGUAGAAACUUUAUUAGUAACAGAGAUAUCCAAAUCCUCUCAUAAGUUUUUCCAUGCACUAAGUGAGGUUGACAGUAUUCAGAAAAGGGCCUAUGAUACGUUAAGUAAGCUGGAGGAGUUGGCACAAAAUAUCAAGAUUAUCGACGGGGACAAUAUUAACAAAAAGAUUUCACACCUGGAAAUGAUUUUUAAAAGAAAAAACGUGGAGAAACUGGAGCAAGGGCUAUUGCAGGCAAAAUUAGUAUUGAACAAAACAGAUGAGUGCAGUAUAAUGUAUAAGGAAAACAAAUUUGAUAACUGUUUAGAACUUAUAAAGUCAAUUGAUCAUCUAAUAAAAGGGGAUGAUUCAGUCAACAAAGAUGUUCAAAACUGGACACGAUCAUGGCCUUAUAAACUAAGCAAUUUAAAAACGAUACCAUCUUUAUCAACAACGAGGGAGUUUUUAACGAAUAUGAAAAUAGAAAUAGGAGGAAAGUUUAGUCUGCAAUUAUCAAACCUACUAAUUGAUGAUUUAAGGUCCUUUUGCCAAUCAAUCGAACCUAAUGAAACAUUGUAUAGGAUACAAACAGGAUCUAAUGAUAAAAAGCAAACUAUAUUUACUGAUAAGUUCUCUUCAGAGAUAGGCGAACUAAUAGUCAAGCUAAAUAGAUGCGAAGAACUGACUAGUGCAUUCGACUUGUACAGAGAAAAAUCUAUUAUGGAGCUCAAAUCUGUUAUAAAAAUUCAUUUGCCAACUGAAAAUAUACACUCUGACAAUAAAGAUGUUAUUGUCAAUACCCAUGAUGAGAAACAACCUAAUAAUGGCUCUACAAGCGGAUCCAAGCUUUCAAGACUAAUAAAGGAGCAAACACCUGCUGAAUUUCAGUCCAUGCUCUUAAAAAUAUUCACGCAUGCGUUAGAGGCCCUCCGAAGGCUUUACGGGCAUCAAAAGUUGCUACUAGAUAUAUCUCUUAACGAGCUGGCAUCCGUUAAAAGUCCAAAUGAAAACCAGCACAAUAUGAUUACACAGCUGGAUAUACGUACCGGUAUCAACGAAAUAAUUAGGAUUAUUCAGCUGCGUACAGGUAAGAUCAUUGCUGUAAGAAGAGAACUGAACUUAUCUCUACGAUACGACUAUUUCUUGAAAUUUUAUGCAAUAUGUGUUCUUUUUAUUCAGGAAUGUGAAGUACUAAGUGGAGAAUUUUUAACGAAAUAUUUAAGUAAUGUUUUAGCAUCUCAGAUCAAGUAUUAUGCUAGUGCACAAAGUUCCAAAAACUACCGCAAUAUAAAAAAAAAGAUCGACGCCGAGGAAUGGGUACCAUAUAUCGUAGACCCGUCCAUCCAGAGCGAUGUCAACGAUAUUGUAUCAAGCAUAGAUAUAGACCCAUUAAGUUGGACAGCUAUUUUAGAUAUGACAGGAAAUUUUAGUGUUCAUGAAAAUGACAUAAGUGACACGAGUAGUGGCAAAAGAAAAAAUGAAGGCGACGAAGCAUCACAAGGUCAUAGAAAAUCGGUUGUUGUUGGUGAUAAAACGUUUGUCGCAAGCAGCUCCCUACUCGCUGCCAUUGAAGUCAUUAAGGAGUUAAUGGCCCUCUCAAUAAACCUUCCCUCUAUUUAUUUGUCAAAUUUUGAGAAGUUGUGCUAUGACAUGCUACAAUACUAUAAUAAUAGCGCCAUGGCAUCUGUCACACAACCUGGAAACUCGCUUUUAAAAACAGGCAGAAACUUGUCUAUUAUGGGAGAAUCAUUGGACUGUCUUGCCGAGUUUGUGAUUAUCGUUCAAAGAUUUUAUCAAAGACUCUCCAACUCUAGCAGGGACUUCGAGCCUUUUGAUCCCAGCCAUUAUACAAGCUUAUUAGAGCAAUACCAAGCUUCAUCGAAUAAAAUAUACACGGCCAAUGCUCCACCUCUACCUGCAUAA
Saccharomyces mikatae IFO 1815 is the source of this 2697-nucleotide messenger RNA. RefSeq names its product Vps54p (gene VPS54). The transcript has a single exon. Gene Ontology annotation, biological process: Golgi to vacuole transport; retrograde transport, endosome to Golgi. Gene Ontology annotation, cellular component: GARP complex. The coding region runs from base 1 to 2697 and encodes 898 amino acids. Lineage: Eukaryota; Fungi; Ascomycota; Saccharomycetes; Saccharomycetales; Saccharomycetaceae. Gene Ontology annotation, molecular function: syntaxin binding. The record is from RefSeq and is a predicted model, not a curated record.